Molecule: messenger RNA, 2561 nt
Organism: Oncorhynchus nerka (sockeye salmon)
Lineage: Eukaryota; Metazoa; Chordata; Actinopteri; Salmoniformes; Salmonidae
Product: CCR4-NOT transcription complex subunit 2-like
Exons: 15
Coding region: 234-1856 (540 amino acids)
Biological process (GO): regulation of DNA-templated transcription; regulation of stem cell population maintenance; nuclear-transcribed mRNA poly(A) tail shortening
Cellular component (GO): CCR4-NOT core complex; P-body
Source: RefSeq, a predicted model, not a curated record
CCCAGCGACCCCGGUUUGAGGGAAAUUGGGCCAGUGGUCGAGGUGCAAUCCGACAUUUGGCGUUAUCGUUUUUGUUUUUUGUCUGUACAAAUUGAGAGCGACAGAGAACCAAGAUAUUGCAGGCCCAGUCCGCACAGCAGCCCUCCCCCUCUGCUGUAGUCAAAUAGUUAUCCCAAGGUUUGAACAUUGAGUCCUACUGAUGUCUUACAAGCCAGCUGAUUUAUCCCGUUUUUAUGGAGGGCAUUUCAUUACAGGUGACUAACAGCAUGUUUAGUGCUACCAGAAAGAGGUUUGUAGAAGGGGUGGAGAGUGACUACCCCGAUGACACUGUGUAUUAUGGCCAGACAUCCAUGUUCCCUCAUCCAUCAGACAAAGACAUGCUGGCAUCUCCAUCCCCAUCGUCGUCAGGUCAAUUGUCGCAGCUUGGUGCCAGUUUAUACGGGCCACAAAGUGCCCUAGGGUUCCCUAUGAGGGGCAUGAGCAACACGGCUCAGUUGAAUCGUAGCUUACCACAGGGCAACCAGCUACCGAGCCACGUUACCCCUGCCUCUGGAGUCGCCCCCACAAUGUCCCUCCAUACUCCUCCCUCGCCAAGCAGGGGCAUCCUGCCCAUGAACACGCGGAACAUGAUGAACACCCCUCAGCAGGUGGGGCGCCAGGAGGUCAUGGUGGGGGGCAUGCCUAGUGGGGGCAGGACCAACAGCCUGGGCAGCUCGGGCCUGGGCAGCCCUAACCGUGCCUCUCCCAGCAUCAUCUGCAUGCCCAAGCAACAGCAGUCACGGCAACCUUUCACCAUCAACAGUAUGUCGGGGUUUGGAAUGAACCGGAAUCCAUCGUUCGGGAUGAACAACUCGUUAUCCAGCAACAUCUUCAACGGAACAGACGGAAGUGAAAACGUGACAGGUCUGGACUUGUCAGACUUCCCAGCGUUAGCAGACCGGAGUCGGAGGGAAGGAGGUGGGAACCCUACUCCUCUCCUCAACCCACUGGCUGGGAGGGCUCCUUAUGUUGGAAUGGUCACCAAACCCUCCAACGAACAGUCCCAAGACUUCUCCAUCCAUAACGAGGACUUCCCUGCACUGCCUGGUCCCAACUACAAGGACCCCACGUCCAACAACGACGACAGCAAAACGAAUCUAAACUCUUCAGGUAAGACUUCCAGCAGCACAGAUGGGCCCAAGUUCCCCGGGGACAAGAGCUCAACAGCCCAGAACAACAACCAGUUGAAGAAAGGCAUACAGGUGUUACCGGACGGACGUGUGACGAACAUUCCUGGGGGCAUGGUAACAGACCAGUUUGGGAUGAUUGGCUUGUUAACGUUCAUCAGGGCAGCGGAGACGGACCCUGGCAUGGUGCACCUGGCACUGGGCAGCGACCUGACAACACUAGGACUCAACCUCAACUCGCCAGAAAAUCUGUACCCCAAGUUUGCAUCUCCCUGGGCGUCAGCACCGUGUCGACCCCAGGACAUCGACUUCCAUGUUCCAUCUGAGUAUUUAACCAACAUUCACAUAAGGGACAAGCUUGCUGCAAUCAAACUGUCUCGGUAUGGGGAGGACCUGCUUUUCUAUCUUUACUACAUGAACGGAGGAGACCUCCUCCAGCUGCUGGCAGCAGUAGAGCUCUUCAACCGGGACUGGCGGUACCACAAGGAGGAGCGUGUGUGGAUCACGCGGGCGCCGGGCAUGGAGCCCACUCUGAAGACCAACGCCUAUGAGAGAGGCACCUACUACUUCUUUGAUUGUCUUAACUGGAGGAAAGUAGCCAAGGAGUUUCAUCUGGAAUACGAGAAGCUAGAGGAGAGACCCCACGUGCCAUCCACCUUCAACUACAACCCAGCUCAGCAAGCCUUCUGAGAGACUUCCUUCCCCUCGUUCUCAGUCCACCAUGGGAUCCUAGACCUGAGUUCUGGUCCCUGGCCCUGGUUCCUCACAGCAGACAGACGGACAGACCUACAGACAGCGAAUGCCGGUGUGGCUGGCUCAGGCAUCCUGCUUUUUAUUCCUCGAUCCACCGUCUGGCAAAUUGACUUUAGGCCAAAUGGAGGGAAAUCCGGCGACCAUUUUGGCUCCGAGCAGGUCCUUCUUCCCCUGAACUGAAUGAUGUGCCGCCUAAUCAGACGCUGGUUUCUCUUUUUUUUUUAAAUCUUUUUUUUUCUUUUCCCUGUUUUUUUUCCUGACCUUGUCCCUUUUGUUUUGGUUGGUUGUCAUUUUGAAAACAUUCAGAACCUUUUUGUUUACGCCUCCAUUCUUCAGACCUCCCCAUUGGUCACGAAGCACCAUGACAUCAUAAUACACACACACACAGACCCUCUGACAGUGACAGAACAAGGUUGAUCUGUCAUUAUCCAACAGAAGUGUUCAAAGAAAAUACCUCAACAUAAUGUUACUGUAGCAGAGUGGAAGACCCACAGACCCACAGACAGACCGACAGACCCACAGACAGACCCACAGACAGACCCACAGACAGACCCACAGACAGACCCACAGACGGACAAGAGGCCAGGAGAAAAUGCAAUGUUCAUAUUGUAGCUCUAUUUCGUAAUAAAAGAACACAAAAGA